Molecule: messenger RNA, 1572 nt
Organism: Ilex paraguariensis (yerba mate)
Lineage: Eukaryota; Viridiplantae; Streptophyta; Magnoliopsida; Aquifoliales; Aquifoliaceae
Source: the annotation of a GenBank genome assembly
AUGGCUGGUGGAUCUUUUGCUCCGGCCGGCGUGGCUAAGGAGAGAGCAGGGCAGUAUCAACGGACAGUCACCUGUUAUGUCAUCGUCGCCUGCGUUGUUGCAGCCGUAGGUGGCUCACUGUUUGGUUAUGACAUUGGAAUAUCAGGAGGGGUGACAUCAAUGGAUGGAUUUCUUGAAAAAUUCUUCCCCACAGUUUACAGAAACAAAAAUCGUGCGCAUGAAAACAACUACUGCAAAUACAACAACCAAGGCCUAGCAGCAUUUACAUCUUCUCUCUUUUUAGCUGGUUUGGUUUCAUCUAUUGUGGCAUCUCCCAUUACACGGAAAUAUGGGCGUCGGGCGAGUAUAAUAUGUGGCGGGCUUAGCUUCAUUGUGGGAGCAACUUUAGAUUCUUCUGCAGUAAAUCUGACGAUGCUUAUAUUGGGUCGAAUCAUGCUUGGCUUUGGCAUCGGAUUUGGAAAUCAAGCAGUUCCACUAUAUUUGUCAGAGAUGGCACCAACCCAUCUUCGAGGAGGACUGAACAUGAUGUUUCAAUUUGCAACAACACUCGGAAUCUUCACAGCAAACAUGAUUAAUUAUGGAACGCAGAAGCUCGAACCAUGGGGAUGGAGGCUCUCCCUAGGCCUGGCUGCAGCGCCCGCAUUCUUAAUGGCAGUCGGGGGACUACUACUUCCAGAAACACCUAACAGCUUAAUUGAACGUGGAUCAAAAGAGAAAGGAAGAAAAAUUCUGGAGAAAAUCAGGAGGACUGAGAACGUGCACGCAGAGUUACAAGACAUAGUUGAUGCAAGUGAGCUUGCCAACUCGAUUCAGCAUCCGUUUAGAAACAUCCUUGAAAGGCAUAAUAGGCCACAAUUGGUCAUGGCAAUCUUCAUGCCAACAUUUCAGAUUCUCACAGGCAUAAGCUCAAUUAUGUUCUAUGCCCCUGCCUUGUUUUCAACUAUGGGAUUUGGGACAAAUGCUUCUCUCUACUCUUCAGCAUUGACUGGAGCAGUUCUGGCUUCAUCAACUGUAGUGUCUAUUGCUACCGUUGAUAGAUGGGGACGAAGAGCUUUAUUAAUUGGUGGAGGAAUACAAAUGAUUAUAUGUCAGGUCAUAGUUGCAAUUAUUUUGGGGGUCAAAUUUAGCGGUGACAAGGAGCUCUCAAAAGGCUUCUCAGUAUUGGUGGUGGUUGUGAUCUGCCUCUUUGUUGCAGCGUUCGGAUGGUCAUGGGGGCCACUUGGCUGGACAGUUCCCAGUGAGAUAUUCCCAUUAGAAACCCGAUCAGCAGGACAAAGCAUUACAGUUGCUGUAAACCUUUUCUUCACCUUCCUAAUUGGCCAAUUGUUCCUCUCCCUCCUUUGUGCUUUCAAGUUUGGGAUUUUCCUCUUCUUUGCAGGCUGGAUAACCAUCAUGACAAUCUUUGUUUACCUUUUCCUACCUGAAACCAAGGGUGUCCCCAUUGAAGAGAUGGUGUUCCUGUGGAGGAAGCACUGGUUCUGGAAGAAGAUUGUGCCUAGUUAUCCAGAAGAUAAUGAGAGUAAUACUAACAACAACUCAGCUUCUGUUGCAAUCACCGAGCACAUUCACUAA